AUGGCUUUUUCUAAAUUUUUUGAUCUUUCUAAUGAGCUUUCAAAUAUUUUUGAAGACUCAAAUGAUUAUGAUGUUGUUAUUCAAGCUGGUAAAGAACCAGACUUUAAAGAAUUUAAAGCUCACUCUGUUAUUUUACGUGCUAGAUCCCCUUAUUUCAAAGUUGCUUUAUCUGAUAAAUGGGUGAAAAAUAUUAAUUAUUUUCCAAAGCCGAAUAUCUCACCAGCUGUAUUUCAUUUAAUUUUACGAUAUAUUUAUACAGGAAUUCUUGACUUAAAAGAUCAACCUGGUUCUAAUAUUUUCGCUCUUCUUGUCGCCGCUGAUGAAUUAUUGCAUGAUCGUUUAGUUGAUCACGUACAAAAAUAUAUUCAAUGUUGUAAGGAAAUUCAAUAUUACAUUACAAAUACUCUCAACCUGUCAAUAAAUUCGGAUUCUGAUCUUUAUGAUCUUCUUGAUGUUGCUGAUGA
Messenger RNA from Dentiscutata erythropus, 464 nucleotides. The record is from the annotation of a GenBank genome assembly. NCBI's taxonomy places the organism in Eukaryota, Fungi, Glomeromycota, Glomeromycetes, Diversisporales, Gigasporaceae.